AUGUUCGUAGAGCUUUCAACGACCAUUGGUGACUCGGUCGCACCAGAAGACACCUCAUCAGAAAACCAUGUUUCGCCGUUGGGGCAUCGACUGCCCGGCAUUAAACACAGUACCUGCGCUGGCCAUGUUCACUGGGCCAUCACGCUGCUGCAAACGAGCUGGACGAUUAUCCAGAGUAUCGCACGCGCCGUGAAGCACCUGCCGCUGGCGCCGCUCGAGCUGUUCACGCUGGCCUUCGUCAAGGAGACAAUUUCAAAGAUGUAG
Anthostomella pinea is the source of this 264-nucleotide messenger RNA. The record is from the annotation of a GenBank genome assembly. NCBI's taxonomy places the organism in Eukaryota, Fungi, Ascomycota, Sordariomycetes, Xylariales, Xylariaceae.